Molecule: messenger RNA, 2555 nt
Organism: Tigriopus californicus
Lineage: Eukaryota; Metazoa; Arthropoda; Copepoda; Harpacticoida; Harpacticidae
Product: solute carrier family 2, facilitated glucose transporter member 8-like
Exons: 6
Coding region: 271-1899 (542 amino acids)
Biological process (GO): transmembrane transport
Cellular component (GO): membrane
Molecular function (GO): transmembrane transporter activity
Source: RefSeq, a predicted model, not a curated record
UGCCACAUCCCUUCAUUCCAUUUGCCGUUUUAGUCACUAACGUACGGAUAAACUUCCAACUCACAAACGUGUUUAGUCAUCGAUUAGCAUUGAUAAAUAUUGCUAGUCCUCUUCAACGAUUUCCUCUUCAUCCUCAUGUGGAACUUGAGUUCCGAGCAAUAUGAAAUGGGAUUGGAAUGGUCAGCUGAUGCCCUAGUUGACUCUGGCUUCGAUCAAACUUUUCCGGUAGUGUUCAGCGAACUGCAAGCUAAUGGAAGUUGACGACAAAAAAUGUCCAUUUUGUUACAUGAGGAUCCUUCUCCGGCUCAAAGUCAAGGACAUCAGUUCCUAGCGGCUGGGCUGAUCUCCUGUUUGGCUUCAGCAAGUAUUGGAACCGUCCUGGGAUUCAGUGCAAUUCUUUUGCCGCAACUCGAAAGCGAGAAAGUCGUCUUGGCCAAUUCUUCUGAAGCUUCUUGGAUAGCUAGCCUCAGCAACAUUGGGCAACUUUUGGGUGCCUUGCUCACAGGAUGGGUGGCCAACCAAUUCGGGCGUAAGCGAGCGAUAAUGCUCCUCUGUCUUCCAUUAGCAUUCGGAUGGACCAUUGUGGGUCUUUCUCGAGGAUCGGUCCACUGGAUCUGUAUUGGAAGAGUAUGUCAGGGCAUUGGUAUCAUGUCCUCGGUCACUCAAGUCUAUCUCAUUGAAAUUGCUGACGUCAACAACAGAAGCUUGUUUGGAGCAAGUGGAGCACUCUCUGUAAGUGCGGGCAUAACUUUCGUCUACAUUCUUGGUGCAAUAUGCCAUUGGACGUGUGUGUGUGGUGUGUGUGGCGGCUUGGUCAUCCUCGUUUUCUUGAGCAUGCUCGGACUUCCAGAGACGCCCAAUUGGCUGGCAUUACAAGGACAGAAGGAAAAAGCCAAAGAGGUUCUGGAAUGGUUACAUGGAAAGGGUAACUCCAAUAUCCAGUCAGAACUGGAAGCUCUUCAGCCGAAUGCGUCAGAAAGCCUUCUUGAUGAGGAGCAGCCUUCAAUUGGAUCGAGGAAUGAACCGAACAAACUCUGGCGCGAGUUCAAAAAGCCAGAAGGACAUCGGCCUUUCCUUCUCCUCAUCUGCAUUUUCUUUCUCCAGCAAUCAACGGGGAGCUUUGCUGUUAUUUUCUAUGCAGUGACCAUAUUCCAAGAUAUCGGAGUGGCCUCUAACCCGUAUUUGGCGGCCAUUCUCACUGGUUGCAUUCGUUUGCUUGGCACACUACUGGGCACCCUAUUAGCCAAACGAUAUUCAGGAAAAUGGCUUAUGUUCACCUCGGCACUUGUUAUGGCAUUAGGUAUGUUCCUAUUGGGCCUGAAUAUUCUAGGGAUUGAAAAGAUGACCACUCCUGAAGCUAAUUUCUUAACCAUUAACACACUCCAUGAAAACCAUUUGAACGUGACUUUCGACGCGGAAACGCCAACCCAAGGUCUUUUUGACGACUCCUCGCAAAAUGGUUCCAUUCUCAGCGAGGAACGAAUUAAAUGGUUGACAAAACUUUUGCUCGUUCUACCCAUUGUGGAGAUUGUGCUUUACAUGCUAGCCUUUGGAGUUGGGGUUGGAACGGUGCCUUGGCUUCUUUUGGGUGAGCUCUGUCCAGGCAGCAUCAAAGGCCUGACUUCGGGUCUGACAGUCUUUGUGGCCUAUGGCACGAUUUUUGUGGUGGUGAAGCUCUUUCCUAGCAUGAUUUCGGUCUUAGGUCAACCCUACACUUAUUGGGUAUUUGGUAUGAUUUGUUUAGUGACAGCGUUAUUUACUGUUGGGUUCGUGCCCGACACGAAGGGCCGGACUUUUCAACAGAUUGAGGCCCAAUUCCGAGACCCAAUUUCCGAAGCUUUUGAAAGCACUCAAGGAAGCGAGCAAAUGGCAUCCAAUCGCAACGUAUCAUCGAUGUGAUUGUUCAAAGAACUGGUUGAAUUGUAUCGUGAUUGAUUACCUUAGUUAUUUGGAACUCUUGGUGCAUUUCGAGCAAAAAUUGAAAAGCCAUUGUGUUUAUUCUCCAAGGAAUUUUGCCCUUAAAUACGAAAACUCGUUUGUAAAUUCAAAGUGCAAUUCAAAGUCUCUUUUAAACAGGGUUGACAAUUUGAAUCUCUGAAUAGACUGAGUAGGUGUCAAUGUAAAACUUUCGCAUCAUCCUGACUGCUUUCGUUCCAAAGAGUCAAACUUGCUCCACCCAUGAAAUUUCGUUUCCAUUAAGGUUCCAUUUUUUGCAAUUGUGGCCUUUGAUUUAGAUGCGUAAAGGCGAUUCAGAUUCGUUCUUGCAAUCGUCAACUUCAAAACUCCAUUGGAUGAACUGAGUACUGUACGGAUGAACCCUAAAAGGAAUUUGUAUGUUUGCGGGUGAUGGGAGAUAAUGCAAUUCUGAGAAUAACUUUAGUACAUACUCAUGAUUUGUUUUCAAUCAAAGAUCCCAACGCAACCCCUUCGAUUAUUAUAUUUGUCUUAAUACAAAGGGUAAGAUAUCAAAAUUGUGUCCAUCCUUUUCCAAUCUAAUGAAUGGUUCGUGUUUAAGUCAACGUUCAAAAUAUAUUCUACUCCGGUGUUAUGCUCAG